Messenger RNA from Phoenix dactylifera (date palm), 2274 nucleotides. Its product is annotated as pre-mRNA-splicing factor SLU7-like. The record is from RefSeq and is a predicted model, not a curated record. Gene Ontology annotation, cellular component: spliceosomal complex. Lineage: Eukaryota; Viridiplantae; Streptophyta; Magnoliopsida; Arecales; Arecaceae. Gene Ontology annotation, molecular function: pre-mRNA 3'-splice site binding. Gene Ontology annotation, biological process: mRNA splicing, via spliceosome.
CUGUCGUUCCCGUGGGCGCCUUCGGGCCGCUUUACGGCCGAUUAAGAUCUCCUUCUCUUUCUUCAUUGUUCUUGAUUACUUUACGGGCCGAUCUAUAGCCGAUUAAGAUCUCGUUCUCCUCCUUCUUUGUUCUUGAUUCCUUCCCGCUCCACUGCUAGAGGCCCGACAUGGCGACGGCUUCGGCUAAUUUCUGUAUUGAUGUUCUUUGCUGUUGGGCGUGGAUGAGAUACGAGAUGGUGAUUGGUUUUUUUGUUGGCCUCUCGUUUUGGAUGCGUGAUGAUGGUUUGGGGUUUCUGACGUGAAAAGGAACUGACAAGAACAAUAUGCAUCGUUUAAAUCCCGAGAAGACCAUCGAAAACAACUUGAGUUGGAAGAAGCACGUAAGGCUGGGCUUGCCCCAGCUGAGGUUGAUGAAGAUGGAAAGGAAAUUAAUCCACACAUUCCUCAAUACAUGUCAUCUGCACCUUGGUAUCUUAAUGCUGAGAAGCCUAGUUUGAAGCAUCAGAGGAAAUGGAAGUCAGAUCCAAAUUACACAAAAUCAUGGUAUGACAGAGGUGCAAAAAUUUAUCAGGCUAAUAAAUAUAGAAAGGGUGCUUGUGAAAAUUGUGGGGCAAUGACUCAUGAUAAGAAGUUAUGCAUGGAGAGACCACGGAAGGUGGGAGCAAAGUGGACUAACAUGCAUAUAGCUCCAGAUGAGAAAGUGGAGACAUUUGAACUUGAUUAUGAUGGAAAACGUGACCGUUGGAAUGGCUAUGAUCCAUCAACUUAUGCUCGUGUAAUCGAGCAAUAUGAAGCUAGGGAGGCAGCGAGGCGGAAAUAUCUAAAAGAACAGCAACUGAAAAAGCUGGAGGAGAAAAACAACAAUCAGAAUGGCGAAGGUGCAGUUAGUGAUGAGGAUGAUGACGAAGAUGAGCUAAAGGUAGAUGAGGCAAAGGUUGAUGAGAGCAAACAGAUGGACUUUGCAAAAGUGGAGAAACGUGUACGCACCACAGGUGGUGGAAGCACUGGAACAGUCAGGAAUUUGCGUAUUAGGGAGGAUACUGCAAAGUACCUUCUGAAUUUAGAUGUCAAUUCAGCCCACUAUGAUCCAAAAACCCGUUCCAUGCGUGAGGAUCCUUUACCAGAUGCCGAUCCAAAUGAGAAAUUUUACGAAGGUGAUAACCAAAACAGAAUUAGCGGACAAGCACUCGACUUCAAGCAGCUGAAUAUGCAUGCUUGGGAAGCUUUUGAGAAAGGGCAGGAUAUCCACCUGCAAGCUGCCCCCUCUCAAGCAGAAUUACUUUUUCAGAAUUAUAAGAUUAUUAAAGAGAAGUUGAAAUCAAAAAUGAAGGAUACCAUUAUGGAGAAAUAUGGAAAUGCAGCAUCCGAAGAGGCACUUCCAAGGGAACUUCUUCUUGGGCAAAGUGAGAGAGAGAUUGAGUAUGACCGUGCUGGUCGAAUAAUAAAGGGCCAGGAGACCUCACUGCCAAGAAGCAAGUAUGAAGAAGAUGUAUUCAUAAAUAACCAUACCAGUGUUUGGGGUUCAUGGUGGAAGGAUCACCAGUGGGGCUACAAAUGCUGCAAACAGACAAUUCGUAACAGCUACUGCACAGGGUCAGCUGGAAUUGAGGCUGCUGAAGCUGCUGCAGAACUUAUGAAGGCAAACAUUGCUCGUAAGGAGGCCACAGAAGAGAAACCCAUACAGCAUGAGGAGAAGCGGCUGGCUACUUGGGGAACUGAUGUCCCUGAUGACCUGGUUCUUGAUAAAAAAUUGCUUGCAGAAGCUCUGAAGAAGGAGGAUGAAAGAAAGAAGGAAGAAAGGGAUGAAAGAAAGCGGAAAUACAAUGUGAAGUGGAAUGACGAGGUCACUCCGGAAGAAAUGGAAGCCUAUCGAAUGAAGAAGAUCCAUCAUCAUGAUCCAAUCAAAGAUUUCCUCCACUAAUUCCUGCUUGGUGUAUAUAUAUUACCACUGAAGUCAUGAAGCUUGGGAGGCUGUUGGACGAGCAACAAUUCCCCUGGACGCUUUUUUUGUUUGAGGGCUGAGUGUUCAGUUUGUAAAUUUUAGACCAAGCUGCAGAGGCUAUAAUUGUGGAGAACGUUUUCUUUUUCUUUGGUACUGGUUAUCCUUAAGAAAUCAAGUCUAUAGUCGUUUGCCGUAUAGGCUUACGAUUGUGAAAGGAGCAUUGGAAUGAUGGUUCUAUGUUAAAUGUGGUUUGGUUAUUGGGGUUAAGAUAGUGGUGAUGGUUCUUUGCCAAGUGAACUCCGGGAUAUCUGAAACAACAAAAUUAUCGAACA